GUACGCGGGCGCAUUGCACUCCCGGGGAGGUGCAGCUACAGCAGCCAGAGCAGUAGCGGCGGCGGUGGCUGCGCGCUGGGGGCGUUAAAUACUAUCUGUAUCACUUUUGGCAGCAGCAACAGUAUCCCCUGCCUUCCAUCCUCCUGUCUGGGUCCCGGGGAGCUGAAGUGCCCCUCCCAGAAGGGGAGCUCAGGGCCUGAGAAUCCUCCCCUGGAUGCUUCUGGCGCUCGCUUCCUAGACUCCUAGUUUCGCCAGUGGGCUGGGAAGUGGGGAGAGCUCCCGGAGAGGGACGCCUUGGAACCUCUGCUGCCUUCAAGCCCACGAGCGAGCCCAGAGGCGACCGCAGAGGAGCCUUGCAUUUGGGAUUGGGGAAGAAGAGGUAGACGUUGGAGGUGGAGGGAGGAACGGUCCUUCCCGACGCUCCGCAAGAUGGGCUGUACGUUGAGUGCAGAGGACAAGGCGGCGGUGGAACGGAGUAAGAUGAUUGACCGUAACCUGAGGGAGGAUGGUGAGAAAGCCGCCCGGGAGGUCAAGCUGCUUCUGCUGGGAGCUGGUGAAUCAGGAAAAAGCACAAUUGUAAAACAAAUGAAAAUUAUCCAUGAAGCUGGUUAUUCAGAAGAAGAAUGUAAACAAUAUAAAGCAGUUGUUUACAGCAACACCAUUCAGUCAAUUAUUGCUAUUAUUAGGGCAAUGGGGAGAUUAAAGAUAGACUUUGGAGACUCUGCUAGGGCGGAUGAUGCCCGGCAACUUUUUGUGCUUGCUGGAGCUGCCGAAGAAGGUUUUAUGACUGCAGAACUUGCGGGGGUUAUCAAAAGAUUGUGGAAAGAUAGUGGUGUACAAGCCUGUUUCAACAGGUCCCGGGAGUACCAGCUUAAUGAUUCUGCAGCAUACUACCUGAAUGACUUGGACAGAAUAGCACAUCCGAAUUAUAUCCCAACACAGCAGGACGUUCUCAGAACUAGAGUGAAAACGACAGGAAUAGUUGAAACACAUUUUACUUUCAAGGAUCUUCAUUUUAAGAUGUUCGAUGUGGGAGGACAAAGAUCUGAAAGGAAGAAGUGGAUCCAUUGCUUUGAAGGAGUAACUGCUAUCAUAUUUUGUGUAGCACUUAGUGACUAUGACCUGGUUUUGGCUGAAGAUGAAGAAAUGAAUCGAAUGCAUGAAAGUAUGAAAUUGUUCGACAGCAUCUGCAACAACAAGUGGUUUACAGACACAUCUAUUAUUCUUUUUCUAAACAAGAAGGAUCUCUUUGAAGAAAAAAUUAAAAGGAGUCCUCUCACUAUCUGCUAUCCUGAAUAUGCAGGUUCAAACACAUAUGAAGAAGCAGCAGCAUAUAUUCAGUGUCAAUUUGAAGACCUCAACAAAAGAAAGGACACAAAGGAGAUAUACACCCACUUCACGUGUGCCACAGAUACUAAGAAUGUUCAGUUUGUGUUUGAUGCCGUAACAGAUGUCAUCAUAAAAAAUAAUCUAAAGGAUUGUGGCCUCUUCUAAGAUUUUUAAGUUUAAUGGUAAAUCAAGUUUCUUAAGCCAAAUGUAAUUAAAUUUGGAGCUGUAUACACAGGAGCCUCACUAUAGUAUGACCAGCUGUAGCAUGAAAUUCACAAGGCAGGUCCAUCAGGGACUUCAUUUGAAGAUUGUCUCUCCCCAUCCCCCACUGGAAAUAUCAGAAGGACCUUGUUGUAACACUGUUAAACCUAUAACAGAGUCCUCAAGCAUGGAACCUAGGACAAAGUUAUAGCGAGGCUCCAGUGUAUGAUGUUUGCAUAUUUGCAAAUAUGGAAAUUAUUCUGUGCAUACCUAUAUUUAUAAGUUUAAUUAUUGAUCUUUAGGUUUGAAGAAUGGCUUCAUAAAAUUCUAACCUGAUGGUUUUCAAGGUGACAGAUACAGAAUGACUUGUGCUGAAUGAUAGACCAGUACUGUAUUUGCCAGUUUCAAACAGCUUUAUUUAUGUUCAUGUCUUGUAAAUUUUUAAGUACAGUAAUAUUAAGAAACAUUGAAAAAACUACCUUGAUUAUACGUAUACUUGUAAUUGUAGGAAUGUUAUUUGUACAAAUAUUGAACAAAAUAUUUUAAUAACUUGGUUUGUCCUCUAAAUUUGUUGUUUUAUUGAAAUGCUCUUAAAAGAGGAUGAAUAUACUUGCCUUUGGAUUGAUUAUUUAAAAAAAUCUUGUAUGUUUUGAUUUCUUUUCUUUAUAAAGGUGCAUGCUGCCUUAUUCUCUUUUAAGUUUCAGUUGCAAAACUAAGAUGCAUUUCCAAUUUUUUGAUAUGUUGUAGACAGCCUCACAUUUAUUGUUAUACCUAAUUUUUAUUCGUUUAACUUAAGUUUUCACUCUUAAAUUUACUAUGUGAUUGAUAUAUAUGCAUUGCCUUAAUGGUGGUGCCAAGAUUAAUUUUUAUACAUUUUAAAUGAAUAAGCUUUUAUUUAUAAGUAAGUUGAGGUGGAUGUUGAGAGCAUUUUUGUGGGCUAAAAUGUGAGUGUAAUAAAUUUAGAGACAUUCAUUUGUGUAUUUCCUUUGGGAAACUCCUUGUACCUAGCAUACAUGAUAGUUUGAAUAGUCUACUACUGAUUCAGCACAAGCUUUAAGUUUAGCUAUAUAACUAGAUUCAGAUUUUAUUAUCCUGCUAUGCUGAAAUUGCCCCUUUUUUCUUUUAGAGUAUUCAUAUUGCUUUCAAGUGUCUAAGGUCUGUUUUAUCUCAUUUUAAAAAAAUUUUUCACUUCUUUUAAACAUGAACAAUUAUGUUUUCAAAGUAUAAGGACUGAUGCUUAUUAGAAGUAAAUAAUAGUCUGUACUCAUUAGUGUUACAUGUCACUAAGAUGUUGCACUUUGAUAAAAAUCAUUACUUUCCCAUUGCUUGGGCGUGUCUCCCUAUGUAGCUGUUUAAACCAUUUCCAGCAAAAAAAUACAAAGGGGCUUCUGCUUAUCCCAGAAAUAUUGCUAUUUUAGUUGUUUGCUCGUAAGCAAGUUACAUGGUGUUUAGCUCAUGUUUGAUUUUACUCUGUCAGUUGGCAUCCAUCAGUUUGUGUGUCUGUGUUCUUAAAAGUACUUACAUGUGACUUUGCAUUUAUGUCAGUCUCAAUUAUAAGAGCUUUUUUAAAAAAAAAAUAAUUGGAAGUUAUCAAAAUUUUCUAACUUUGUUGGUCUAAAUUCUUUAUGUGCCUUUUCUGAAAAAUGUUUUUCAUUGAAUUUAUUGAUGGAAGAACUGCUACAUAUGUUCACAGCAUGAAGGUGAGAAGAAAGUGAAAUUAUACUAUGAAGAAAUUUUCAUCAUAAGAAUUAUGGUUGAAAGAAAAAAAAUAAAACAAGAUACAUUGGUGAGCCAUCACUGAUGAGAACCUGAACUUUAUUCUGUGUAAUUCUGUGUUACUAAUAAAGCCUAAUAAAUUUAAGAUUUUUAAAAUUUUACAA
Molecule: messenger RNA, 3410 nt
Organism: Phascolarctos cinereus (koala)
Lineage: Eukaryota; Metazoa; Chordata; Mammalia; Diprotodontia; Phascolarctidae
Gene: GNAI1
Product: G protein subunit alpha i1
Biological process (GO): adenylate cyclase-modulating G protein-coupled receptor signaling pathway
Cellular component (GO): heterotrimeric G-protein complex; cytoplasm
Molecular function (GO): G-protein beta/gamma-subunit complex binding; GTP binding; GTPase activity
Source: RefSeq, a predicted model, not a curated record